Molecule: messenger RNA, 7082 nt
Organism: Epinephelus lanceolatus (giant grouper)
Lineage: Eukaryota; Metazoa; Chordata; Actinopteri; Perciformes; Serranidae
Gene: plxnb3
Product: plexin B3
Biological process (GO): semaphorin-plexin signaling pathway; positive regulation of axonogenesis; negative regulation of cell adhesion
Cellular component (GO): plasma membrane; semaphorin receptor complex
Molecular function (GO): protein binding; semaphorin receptor activity
Source: RefSeq, a predicted model, not a curated record
CUCUCGGUGCGGAUCGUUUGUGUCUCCUCUGGACUCUGUGCAGGUUUUCUGGAAGUGGCACCGGGCCGGUCGGACCCCGGCGGACCACAGACCUGCCCGCCGAGCUCAGGAAACGUCCUCCUGAUGAAGAACGUUCCUCCUCUUCCUCCUCAGAGACGCAGCACGUUGCCUCAACAGGUAAAGAGGAGCUGCCAUGUUGGCCUCCUCCAUCCCCCCGUCACUCCUCCUCCUCCUCCUCCUCCUCCCCCCUCCCUCCCACCCUGCUGAUGUCAUCAAGCUACACGGCGCCCCCCUCUCUCAUCUGGUGCUGGACCCGGGGGCGGGGCGGCUCUACGUGGGCGGGGUCGACCACUUGUACCAGCUGACCUCUGACCUGGAGGUGAUGUCCCACGUGAGGACUGGUCCUCAAAUGGACUCCCCGGACUGCCUCCCCCCGAUCAACCCACAGGACUGCCCCUCGGCCACGCCCACUCACAACCACAACAAACUGCUGCUGAUGGAGGCGGGGGCGGAGCCAGGGAGCCUCAUCGUGUGUGGUUCACUCUACCAGGGGAUCUGUGAUAAGAGGAGUCUUUCCAACAUCUCUCAGCUCAUCUAUCAGACCUCCAACCCCGUCGACACUCAGUACGUUGCUGCCAACGACCCUCGAGUCUCCACCGUGGCCGUGGUGAUAACAACAGAGACCAAACAGGAAGGGGGUGGGGCUGGUGGUGUCCUGCGUUUGAUGCUGGUUGGUCGAGGCUACACCAGUAAAGGUCCUGGUGAUAUCCCACCAAUCACAACGCGGCGUCUGUUCCCAGUGGUGCCACCUCGCCGUGCGUUCUCUCAGGAGGAGGAACUUGGAAAACUCGUUGUAGGGAGUUACUCUGAGUAUAACAACCACUUUGUGAAGGCUGUCGCCCACGGCACCCACGUGUACUUCCUGUUCUCUCGGCGGGACAUGUGGCACAAGAAGGAGUACCGGACGUACGCCUCACGGCUCUGCAUCGCCGACCGAAGCUUCUACUCAUACGUGGAGGUGCCGCUGCAGUGCAACGGGUACAAUCUGGCUCAGGGAGCGUGGUUAGGGAACCACUCAGGUGAGCCUGCCCUGUUUGUCGUCAUGGCAGCUGGACAGGCGUCCACACCUGUAGCCACAGGUCGCUCAGCACUGUGUGUUUAUGGGAUGGCGGAGCUGGACGCCAUGCUGCAGAGAGCACAGAAGGUGUGUUACACAGAGGGAGGGCGAGGCAGCAGCGGACAGGAAGAGGCCUACAUCGAAUACGCUGUGUCAUCAAAAUGUCUCAAACUACCAAAGGAAUCUGUGAAAGAGUACCCCUGUGGGGGAGAACACACGCCGAACCCCAUCGCCAGCACUGUGCCACUCCCGGCCAUACCUACCUUCACCGCCACCACCCAGCUGACUGCUGUCACCACGGCAACAGAGGCAGGGCACACCAUCGCCUUCCUGGGAGACCGAGAGGGACAACUGCACAAGGUGUUGGUGCACUCUGAUGGGUCAGGUGACCUGUACGGCAGUGUGUUAGUGGACAGCAGCAGUGCCGUCAGCGCUGACCUCCUAUUGGACGACAGCCAGCAGCAUGUUUAUGUUUUAACCAGCAGCAGGCUGACAAAGGUUCCCGUCUCAUCAUGUGAGAGACAGACAGACUGUCAGUCCUGUCUCGCUGUCAGAGACCCGUACUGUGGCUGGUGUGUCCUGGAGGGGAGAUGUUCCCGUAAACAUCAGUGUCAGCGCCACGCGCAGCCCAACCAUUGGCUCUGGAGCUUUGAACCAACCAAUCAGUGUGUGACGGUGCAGAGCCUGCAGCCAGCCAAUCAGAGCAAAGACGAGCAGACGCAGGUAACCCUGUCAGUCGUCCAGCUUCCUGCCCUCACAGAGGCGGAGUCUCUGUCCUGUGUCUUCGGCCUCCUCCCACCCCAGCCCGCCAUUGUCACAGGCACCAGCAUCACCUGUCAAUCACCUGCCCCAGAGCUCCUCCCACCCAUGCUGACAGGAAGUGAUCACAUGAUCCUGCCUGUGUCACUGAUGUUUGGUCAUGUGACCAUUACCACGGGAAACCUGACCUUCUACGACUGUGGAGCUGUGAGCCGCCUGAACCAGAGCUCCCAGUGUCUGGCCUGUGUCAACAGUGUGUGGAGGUGUAACUGGUGUCCUCUGGAUCAGCUCUGUACUCACAACCACAGCUGUCCCAAUCAACACAUCAUCCUCAACCAGAGGGACUCUCCUGGUCCCACGUCCUGUCCUCUGGUCUUCGCCCUGCAGAGUUCUGCCUUGGUGCCGUUGGGUCUGAGCACCACUGUGGUGCUGCGGGGACGAAACCUGGACGUGUACACGGAUGAAGCUCAGUAUGUGUGUGUGGUGGAAAUCGAAGGAGUUCAGUUUAAUCUGACGGCAGCUGUAGAGAAAACACAUGACAACACACACACCUUCACCUGCAGCCCACACCAGUUUCAGUAUGCUGUCAGUCAGCUUCAGUACUCCACUGCUGUCUACCUGCGUAGAGGAGAGAGACGCAUCGACACCUCACCUGGCCUCCAACUCCAGCUGUACGACUGCUCAGCCGGCCAAUCAGAUUGCUCACAGUGCAGGGCGGUGCCGGAGGAGUACGGCUGCGUUUGGUGCUCAGGAAGCCCCGCCCCCAGCUGCGUCUACAACCAGUCCUGUACCAGUGGACCUGCAGACACCUGCCCGCCUCCUCUGAUCACACAGGUGCUUCCCAUCUCUGGUCCUCUGGAGGGCGGAGUCAUGGUGACCAUCACAGGGUCCAACCUGGGCAUGAAGUACCAGGAUGUGUUGGGCGGAGUCACAGUGGCAGGUGUUCAGUGUACGCCCCAACCUGAAGGAUACCAGAUUUCUACCAGGGUUGUGUGUGAGCUGCAGUCCAGUGGGAAGCCGAGGGAGGGGCCUGUGCUGGUUACCGUGGGAACAACUCCACCUGGAAGGUCAACACAGAUCUUCACCUAUCAGGACCCUCAGCUCCUGGAUCUGGUUCCUGAUAAAGGUCCGGUCUCUGGAGGAACAAGACUUACGAUUAGAGGACGACAGCUGCUGACGGGACAGAAGUCCGACCUGAGCGCCUUCCUGGGACCCCAACCCUGCUACAUUGUGGAGGAGGUGACUGACACCCAGUUGGUGUGUCAGACUGGUUCCAGUUCUCAGACCAGUGAGGUUCCACUUCGGGUUCUGUUUGGUAAAGCGGAGAGAACCGUUCCCAACGUCACCUUCCGUUACCUUGACGACCCCGUCAUCACUGACGCCACACCUGCAGAGAGCUUCUAUGCAGGCGGGCGUGUCGUCAUGGUGACCGGCAGGAACCUGGGCGUCGUGCAGCAGCCAGUCAUAUCGGUGUGGGUGGAGCCUGUGGAGAUCCAGAGGGUGAAACGGAGGAAACGAUUGGCUCUGCUCACCGCCAAGCAGCAGCUGGUCUUCAACAGCACCAUGACAACCGUGUCAGAGCGCUGCGCCGUCCAGUCGUCCUCUCAGAUGACCUGUCUGACCCCCUCGGUGUCCCAAGAUGUCAAAGUGAAGGGUGUCUGGUUCCAGCUGGACAAUGUCCGAGUCCACUAUGAGACCAUCAAGGGUAAAAGCUUCACGUAUUAUCCAAACCCGGAGUUCUUCCCUCUGAACAAAGACGAUCCAGACGCUCCAUAUCGCUUCAAACCAGGAGGAGUGAUCGCUGUGGAGGGUCAGGACCUGACCAGAGCCAUAUCCAGACAGGAAGUGACAGCUCGACUCGGAGAUCAGGAGUGUGAAGUGAAAACUCUGGACAACACUCACCUGUACUGUGAACCUCCAGAGACCCAACCAAUGAGUGUGGAUGACAGCAACCAGCUGCCCAGCCUCAAAGUGUUCAUGGGGAACCUGGAGGUGGACCUGGGCUUGGUUCAGUACGACAGUGAUUCUCUGCCUGUCGUCCCAUUGGCUGCUCAGAUUGGUCUGGGGGCGGGAGCAGCCGUCAUCAUCCUGUCAGUGCUGGUCGUAAUCCUCAUGUACAGGAGGAAGAGUAAACAGGCUCUCAGAGAUUAUAAGAAGGUUUUACUGCAGCUGGAAACUCUGGAGAUCAACGUGGGAGACCAGUGUCGCAAAGAGUUCACUGACCUGAUGACUGAGAUGAUGGACCUGAGCAGUGAUGUAGGAGGACCAGGACUCCCCCUGCUGGACUACAGGACGUAUGCAGAGAGAGUCUUCUUCCCUGGCCAGCAGGUGGCGCCGCUGAGCCGCCAGCUGGACCUCCCGGAGUCCAGGAGGCAGACUGUGGAGCAGGGCCUCCAACAGCUCAACAACCUGCUCAACAACCGACUCUUCCUCACCAGGUUCAUCCACACUCUGGAGGCCCAGCAGGGUUUCUCUCAGAGAGACCGAGGUUACGUUGCCAGUCUGCUCACUAUGGCCCUGCACGAUAAGCUGGAGUAUUUCACCGAGGUCAUGAAGAGUCUGCUGCAGGACCUGGUCCAGCAGUACGUUGCCAAGAACCCCAAACUCAUGCUACGCCGGACAGAGACAGUUGUAGAGAAGAUGCUGACCAACUGGAUGUCCAUCUGUCUCUACUCCUUCCUCAAGGAGGUGGCGGGGGAGCCUCUCUACAUGCUCUACAGAGCCAUAAAGUAUCAGGUGGAUAAAGGACCCGUUGACACGGUGACCGGUAAAGCCAAACGAACGCUGAAUGACAGCCACCUGCUGCGAGAGGACAUCGACUACUGCUCAGUGACUCUGACAGUGUUGGUGAAGAACGGAGUCGAGGUUCAGCCUUGUCCUGUUAAAGUGCUCGAUACCGACACUAUUACACAGGUGAAGGAUAAGAUCCUGGAUCAGGUGUACAGAGGAGCUCCGUUCUCUCAGAGACCAUCAGCAGACAGUCUGGACCUAGAAUGGCGUUCAGGUCAGGCGGGUCACCUGACCCUGUCGGAUGAUGAUGUCACAGCGGUGGUUCAAGGUCGCUGGAAACGACUCAACACUCUGCAGCACUACAAGGUUCCAGAUGGAGCAACAGUCGCUCUGAUUCCUCGCUCUCAGAGUUCAGGUGGAGUUGGAGUUAACCAGGUUUUCCAGACUGGAGAGAAAACGCCAAUGCUAGAGGGCGAGGAGGAGGAGGGUCUGCGUCUGUGGCACCUGGUGAAGAGCAGUGAAGAUCCGGAGAUCCCAAAACACAGAAAGAGCAGCAUGAGGGAGCGGGAGAGGGCCAAGGCCAUACCUGAGAUUUACCUGACCAGACUGUUGUCCAUGAAGGGGACGCUGCAAAAGUUUGUGGAAGAUGUCUUCGUGGCGAUCCUCAGUACGAAGCGUCCUCCUCCAAUCGCCGUCAGAUUCUUCUUUGACUUCCUGGACGACAUGGCUGAAAAACACGGCAUCGACGACCCAGAGACUGUCCACAUCUGGAAGACUAACAGUCUCCCUCUCAGGUUCUGGGUGAACAUCUUGAAGAACCCUCAAUUUGUUUUGGAUGUACAGGUAACCGACAGCAUCGACGCCGUUCUAUCCGUCAUCGCUCAGACCUUCAUCGACUCCUGCACCACCUCCGAGCACAAAGUGGGACGGGACUCUCCUGUCAACAAGCUGCUGUACGCCAGAGAGAUCCCCCGCUACAAACAGCUGGUGGAGAGGUAUUACAGUGAUAUCCACAGUGCUGCAUCAGGCUGUUAUCAGGAGAUGAACUCCACUCUGACUGAAUUGUCCGGGAGUUUUGCCUCAGAGAUGAACAGUCUUGUUGCUCUUCAUGAACUCUACAAGUACAUCAACAAAUAUUACGACCAGAUCAUCAUGUCUCUGGAGGAGGACAGUUCAGGUCAGAAGAUGCAGUUGGCCUAUCGGCUGCAGCAGGUCGCCGCCCUGGUGGAGAACAAGGUCACUGACCUCUGAUGACCUCUGAUGACCUCCAACCCAGUGACCCUGAAGACACUCGGAGCUCCCACUGAGGAAGAGGAGGAUAAUGAGAGACUGAAAUUCUGGAAUUCAUGGACUCUUGUUAACACUGUGUCUUCCUGCUGUGUGUGUGUGUGUGUGUGUGUGUGCGUGCGUGCGUGCGUGCGUGUGUGUAUGUGUAUCGGGGAUAUACGAGGUUUUUAUAGUCAGACUCAGGAGAUCCCAGUUCUUUAGAUUCCUACGCUCCACAGCAGCACUCAGAGUAAACCUGAACUAAACCUGAACCUGGCGGUGGAUGACCUCACACCUGCCGGCAGUGAAAAAAACGACAAUCUAACCAAUCAGAUCAAAGAGCAUCAUCAAGACCUGCUGACUUGCACUACAUUUCCCAGGAUUCCCUGCUGUCCGGCUGUCUGUGGAGCCCAAAAGCACAAUUGUAAUAGUUUCUAUACUGAUCAUGUGUAUCGAUUAUCGACCUGCUGAUCUCAGACAUGCUGGACAUUUUUUAUCCACGAUAUUUUUUGCUUGUACGACUGAAACCAGCACGACUCUGCAUCAGGAGCUUUAACCAGUUUAUAUUAACGCAAUAAGUGAAUCAGGGAGUGUUUCUCAAAUCACAUUUUCAGUGUGACUCCAGUUUGUAAAGCUAACAUCUCAAACUAAACCCUCAGCCUGGAGCUUCUCUGGUGACCUCAACCCCUGACGACCUCAGGACCAGACCCACACUGGUUCCCAUUCUUCCCAGUCUUCCUCAGUCCAGAUUGACUCACCAGGGUUCUCAGGUUUAAGAGUACAUUUUGAUCAGACCUGACAAGUGCUGAAGUUUCAUUUAUCAGCCAAUCAGCACACAACAGAGUCUUGGCGUGAAGAAGGAUGGAGUUUAGCCCAGUGAUGCUACGGAGACAGUUGUGCUACCAUAGAGCUACAGAGGUCACGUCCAUCUUCUGAUUCGACAACGAUGUGUUUGAUGGGAAAUUAAGUAAUUGACAGUUCAGACAGGAAAGGAUUGUAAGACCGACUUCACAUAUAGACUCGGUUUCUAAAGCCCAGUUCAGACCAAAGAUUCACAACAGGACAAGUUGAAACAGGCGAGUACUGUCAAGGCUCCGUUCUGCAAUGUUGUAAGAACCUGCUGGUUCACAGGAAGUGACCACCAUGAGAUGGCGUAUCAUCUCUAGUCAACGACUCUCUGUGCUUCUGAUCUGUAACGCUGACAGGAAGU